This is a messenger RNA of Caenorhabditis bovis, 3366 nucleotides long. NCBI's taxonomy places the organism in Eukaryota, Metazoa, Nematoda, Chromadorea, Rhabditida, Rhabditidae. The record is from the annotation of a GenBank genome assembly.
AUGAUCACCGCGCUUCGGAAGCACAGCAGCAGCGAGACGACGCCGCACAGUCCGAAGAAGCAUCGGAAAAAGAAGAAGGCGAUACAGGAGGCGCAAUCGUCGCCGAUCGUCGUCGGCGACGUCGUCGAGGCGACGUCGAAGAAGCAGCGUCACAAGAAGAAGAGUUGGCGCGGCGAGAAUGCGGCGCGGAAGCUCAGCGAGGCGCUUCCCGCCGCCCUCCGAAGUCCGACGCAAAUUUUGAGACGCGCGAAGAAGCCGCUCGGGCCGAGCCUCAGCUGGGAUCCCGAGCAUCGCAGUCGAUCGCCGUCGAUGACGCGCAGUCGUGUGCACUCGGAUGGCAGCUCGGAGGCGGCGGCGACGACGACGACGGCGACGACGACGCGCGAUGACGAUCAGAUGAUGUGCAUCGAGGAGCCGCGAUUCGAGCUCGAGAUCACUUGUGUGCAUUGCGCGAUGACCGCCGAGCAUCGACGACGAAUGUUGAAGACCGAAAUCGAGAGCGCCGUAAUGCGACUGGCGCGUCGUUUGGGGAACGGCCGAAGCAGCGGAUGGCGAGAUGAGAACGGACCAUCGACGAGUCGGACCGCUGGUGGACACCAUCACCAUCAUCCGCCACCCCCUUUAACCGUCAACAACAAUAUCAAUAGUAAUCAUCACUCGCAUCAUCGCGGCACGACGCCCGACAUUGUGGUGUCGUCGAUAAGCUCGGACGAUGAGGACCAUCAGAGUAUGGAUCGGUGCACGAGCUCCGAGAUGGGCAACUCGCUUCAAUCCUCCGUUGCUAGUAGUCCCGGCUCGUCGGCAUGCACGAGUCCGUCGAUGCCGCGAAACGGCCACGAGAUGACGUUCGACACGCCGGCGUCGGACGCGUCGCCGCCGUCGCCGCUUCGCCUUCAGCCGCCGGCGCUCCUCUCGCCGUAUCCCGACUCGGCGUCGCCGCCGCGCUCCAACUCGGUCGAUUUGUCGACGCUUCGACGCGACAUCGAGCUGUUGUCGGUGUCGUCGGGCGAUUCGGACGCGGCGUCCGACAACGAUUUCGAGCCGCCGACGCCCGCCGAAUCGGUGCGCACAAAAGCUUUGGCGAAGUCCCCGGUGGUUCGCCGGACGGCUGCCGAUCAGGAAUCGCAGAACACACUCAACAAACACCGAUCGAGCCGCUAUUGGGUGGAGGAAGAGGGAAUGUGUUUAUUUAAAAAUGUUGUAUUCCAGAUCCAUCCGUCGGAGCACAUCUGGCUUCCAUCAUCCGCCGGCUCAUCAGCAUCAGCCGAUUCCGAAUGCUACGUCGGCGAAAAGGAUUGUCGUCGUCAGGGCGAGAAGCGUCGCUGCGCCGCGUGUCAUAUUGUCGCCCACGUGGCGUGUUUUUCCUUAUUAGGAAAACUGAAUCUUGGUUGUAAAACAACGUUUCGCGAUUAUUCGCGAAAAACGAGCUCGAAAGAAUCAUUGGACGGGUUGAGCGCCCAUCAUUGGGUCCAUAAAUGGAGGCAUGAGGGACGGUGCAACACAUGCGGCAAAUCGUUCCAACAAAAAAUGUUCUUCCAGGGUAAAGAGAAGAAGGAAACUAUCGCGGUGACGUGCUCGUGGUGCAAAGAAUCGUACCAUCUGAAAAAUUGUUUUGUUCGCGAGAAGCUCGAGGAGCGCUGUCAGCGCGGAGCCCUACGCGAGAUGAUCGUUCCGCCCAACUGGAUUCUUCGUCUCGCCCAUCGCAAGCGAAGCAAUCAUCGACACGGCAAAUCCGGCAAACGGAAAGCGUCGAGGCAGUUCAUCGUGAAACCGACCGACCUCUGGCUCAACGCGCCAUCCCAACCGCUUUUGGUGUUUGUGAACCCGAAAUCCGGCGGCAAUAAAGGGGCGAAAGCGCUUCACACCCUCUGCUGGCUUCUGAAUCCGCGACAAGUCUUCGACAUCACUUCUCUGAAAGGCCCAAAGUUUGGGCUCGAGAUGUUCCGCAAAGUCGUCACUCAGCUUCGGAUUCUGGUGUGCGGUGGCGAUGGAACCGUCGGAUGGGUGCUGUCCACUCUAGACAAUCUUAACUGGCCGACGUAUCCAGCCAUGGCGAUAAUGCCGCUCGGAACCGGCAACGAUUUAGCGAGAUGCUUGGGAUGGGGCGGCGUAUUCUCCGACGAGCCGAUGAGCCAACUCCUUCAGGCGAUUCUCCACGAGACCACCGUCACCCAUUUGGACAGAUGGCGAUUGGACGUCGAGCCGAACACUAGUGUGGUGCUUGAAGGCGAUGACGAUGAAGGGAUGCAGUCGGCGUUGCCGCUGACCGUCAUGAACAAUUAUUUCUCGAUUGGUGCUGAUGCUCACGUCGCCUUGCAAUUCCAUCAUUCAAGGAGCGCCAAUCCGCAGAUGCUCAAUAGCCGAUUGAAGAACCGAAUCGCCUACGGUGGUCUUGGCACAAUUGAUUUGUUCAAGAGAAGCUGGAAGGAUCUAUCCGAAUAUAUCACACUGGAAUGCGAUGGCGUCGACAUGACGCCAAGAAUCAAAGAGCUCAAACUGCAUUGCAUUCUGUUCCACAACAUCACGUAUUAUGCGGGUGGCACGAUUCCGUGGGGCGAAUCGUCGGAUCAGAAGCCGAGUUGUUGCGACGGCAAGGUCGAGGUGCUUGGCUUCACCACCGCCACAUUGGCGGCGCUUCAGAUGGGCGGCAAAGGCGAACGAAUCGCGCAGUGCGCCACAUUCAAAGUGACGACGAACAAGGCGAUUCCGAUGCAGGUCGACGGCGAGCCUUGCCUCCUCGCGCCCUCAUUGAUCAGCAUGACGUUCCACAGUAAGGUGCCGAUGCUGAAGCGCGAGAAGAAGACGCCGUGCACGCCGAAUCUGAUGAGAAGAAGUACGAAGUCGGGCCAUCGCGAUUCGCUCGUUCAAAACACGUCGCUCAUCAUUCAAUUGCCGUUGAUAGUCGUCGGCAAAGCGGACUAUGACAAUUAUAAGGAUUGUUUCGAGCGUUUGAAGGAUACCGCGUAUGAGAUUGGCAUCAUCAACAUCGAAUCGGAAGCGGAGUUGAGCUCGGCGAGGGUUCUCAUUCAACGAAUGCUUGUUGAACACCACUCGCUGCCGUACGAGCCGGACAAGAAUUGGAGGUUUUUGGAUUACGUCUCGAACGCCGAAGAGGGCACGUUUCGGGUGUCGAAGCAGCAGGAAAUGGUGCAGAGUGUUAGCGAUGUGUGCAACACCGAUGAAUGCAUUCUCAUAUUGGAUCACGCGUUUCCGUCGAUUACUGAUCGAGAAGCCGUCGAGUUGUUCCAGCCGACGCAGCCGUCCUCGUCGUCGUCGUCAUCGACUCAACGCUACCACAGCUCGCGGCGAAUUUCCGAAACGCUUCGAAUAGUGCUAAGCUCAGAUGUUCAAGAAACGCACCUUUAG